Messenger RNA from Paramecium sonneborni, 4711 nucleotides. The record is from the annotation of a GenBank genome assembly. NCBI's taxonomy places the organism in Eukaryota, Ciliophora, Oligohymenophorea, Peniculida, Parameciidae.
AUGCUUGAUAAUUACAUUGAAAUCCUAUAACAAUACAAAAAUCCAAAAUUACAAUACUUAUUCAGUUCAUUACCUUUACCUAGUUAAUGGCAAUUAUUUUAAACGGCAAAUAAAAUAGAUGUGCUAAAUAGUUAAACAGAUUAUUUGAUUGAUUUGUAUCACUAUCGAGAAAUUCCUAAAUUAUUACUAAAAGAUUAGAUAGAACGAUUACCUGAAGAAUUUUAACAUGAUCUAAAUUAAGAAGAGUUUAUUUUAAUGUUAGCAAGAGUCUUAGAUUUUCCGCCUUCUCAUUUACCAUUUUUAAUUAAUGGAACUAGAAUAUUAUAUGAUUAAAUUUGUUGGUUGAAUCAAAUACAUAAGGUAAUGUAAUUAAAGAUUGUAGGUAAACUUUUCAACAUUUCUAAGUUUUUAUAUUAUUUGUGAAUCUGAAGCUAAAGAAAUGCCUGAAUCAUUCUUACCAUAUACUAAUGAUUAACGAGCGUUUUUAAAGCAUUUUUAAGAAUUUGAAAAAGAUGAUUAUGGAUUUAGAUUUUCAAAAAAUUAAGAUAUUACUCAUCAUUAGAAUCCAAUAAAGAAAGUUUUUUAUUGUUAGGAUUCAAUAUUUAGUUUAGAUUAAAUGAGUGAUAAUAUAUAGAUAUUUGAUGCUGAAACAAUUGAAAUAAAAAAGAUUAUAUAAUGCACAUCAAUAAAACAUAAGACUAAUUUUUUAGGAUCACUUUCAAAAACAAUCUCUUAAAAAACAAUAAAUAUUUUAGAUAUAUUUUUUGCUGAUUCACCAAAAAUACUAGGUGCAUGUUGUUAAGAUAAAACAAUAUCAUUUUGGACAUUGACAAAUAAAUUUUAACAAGAAUAUUCAUUUUCAACAGAAAAGUAUGGACUUCAAGUUUAAAUAGCGUAAAAACAAGUUUAAUAUUUAUAGUUAUUUGGAAUCUAUAAAGGCAUGGAUAACAAUAAAUAGAGAAAAUUAAAUAUAUUAAUGGUCCUUUACAUAAUUAAUAGAAUCAAAUGAUAGCAAAGCAAUAUCAUUUGCAAAUUCAUCAGUAGGAAGUGCAGUGUUACUUCCUUAUAAGGGAUCUCAAAUAAAUUAUAUAAAAGAGAUAUCUUUAUUAAAUUAACUAUUUAUUUGUACAACUGAAGAAAUUUAAAAAAAGAGUGAUAAUAAUGAUAAAGUCUUUAAAACAGUUGAAAAAAGAAUUCAUGUUUGGAAUCCUAUAAAAUGGCAUGCUUUUUCAGAUAUAAAAUUACCAAAUAAAGGGUCAUCUGUUCAUACAAUAACUUAUUCACCUAAAUUGGAUGUUCUAUUUACUGUAGGUUUUAAUGAUGAUGUAUUAUUAUGGAAAUUUGAUGAAGGAAAUGAGAAUUAUAAUUAAUUUCAUAAAUUAACGAUAAGAGAAUAGAUAGAAAAUUAACGUAUAGAAAAUAAUACAGUAUCAGCUAUUGAAGCAUUUGAUGAAUAUGGAAUGUUGGUAAGUUUAGAUAAUAAAGGUAUAAUGAGAUGUUGGGAUAUUGAAUCAUGGGAAAUAAUUUAUAGAUUCAAUCUUGAAUGUGAAAUAAUUAAUACAAUUAGUUAGAUUUUAAAAAUUAAUUAAGGUAGAUUUAUAGUUACAACUUAAAGACUUAAAGUAUUAUAAUUUCCACGUAGUCAACCAAGAAAAGUUAAAGUUAGAUUUAAACCAAGAUUAAUGUAAUGUUUUAGUUAAAGAGUAUAUGUGAGUUCAAAUAAUGAAUUAAUAGGAUUUAAUUGGAAUAAUGCAUAUAUAGAAGAAAAAGUGGAAAUGGUUAAUGAAUAAGAGAAAGUAGAGACUGGAACAGAAAUUCUAUUCUUUUUUACACAUUGGGAUGUUACCAUUGUCAUUACUAAUGAUGCAAUUUUGCAUAUAAUUAAAGAUAGAUUUAGAAAUAAUCAAAAAGGAAAGAAAGAUUUUCUUGAAUAUCCAUUAUUUGAAAAUAAAUAAAUUGAAGGUUGCCAUUUUCAUUAUCUUUAUUCUUAACUUUCUUGUUGGAAUAAAAGUAUUUUAAGAAUCUUUUAAAGUUAAUAUAUAUCAAAAUAAUUACAUUUUACAAAGAUAAGAGAAAUGGAUGCUAGAGGACAUAUUCAAAAAAUUAUUAAUUGUUGUGAAAGAGAUAUUAUUGGAGUUCUAAUGAAGAAUAAUAUUCUUAACUUUAUUUAAUAUAGUACUAUGAAAACAACAUCAUCAGUUACAACUGAAGAUGAAAUUGCUGAUUUCUUUUUAUUUAAUGAUUAUAGAUGUUUAGCUAUUAUUCAUUAAAAAAGAAUUGUUUUUUAUUCUCAUUAAGAUUAUACACUAUUUUAACCUAAAUAUUUUAUUAAAACAGAUUCUAUAUCCAAUAUUUUAUAUCUCAAUUAUGAGUCUUUAGAUAAAAUCUUAGAAAUUUAUGUUCCAAAUCAUUUCAAAUAUAAAAAUAUCUAAUUUUUCAAAUAACAAGAAGCUAAUAAUUAGUUUAAAUAUAAUGAUGAUAUUAAAAAAGAUUUUUCAGUUCUUUAACAAAUUAAAGAACUCAAAUCAAAAAAUGAAGAAUGUAAUUUUCUAGAAGUGAAAGGUACUGGAUUAGUUAAAUUUAAAAGAACUGUUAAAAAGAUUUUAGACAUGAUUAGAAAAAAUUCUUUAGAUGAAUUACAUAGAAUUUCUAUUCUAGAAAGAUAGAGUAUAAUUGAUUCAAGUAAUCAAGCAAGUUUAAUAUUGGAUUUAGAUUCUACUUUAAUUAGAAGAAAUGGAUAAUUCAUUUCUAAUAUUAAAAUAGAUUAUGAACUUUAACCAGUAGACUUAAAUCAAUAUACUUAUAGCAAAGUAUAUAUUUAUGAAGACUUCCAUUAUUAAUACUUUUUAUGUUAAAACUCUUCUCCAAUUGUAUUAUCUAAUAUAUAAUCAAAAAUCGUUGAAAAGUUUUCAAGAAUUAAAGAUCCUUAUUUAAAUAAAGAUGAUAAUACUAAAAUUAUUGUUUCAUUCAAUUCAUCAGAUGAGAUUCUCCUUGACUACAAAGGAGCAGAAGAAGUAAUCUUAACUAAAAUAGAAAUUGAUCAUAAUUCUAUCAAUCCUUCAAUUAUUAAUUUUUAUGAUCAUUUACUUUUAAUAACUUUUGGAAAAGAAGAUAAUGCUUUAAAAUUUUGGGAUGUUACAUGUCUUAAAUCUUUAAAAUAAUUGAUUAUUGAUAAAGAAUAUCUUCAACUUAAACCAUCCUAAGUAAGUGCCAUAUUAAAAUUGAAAGAACUUUAAGAAUAUAAUUAAACCCAUGAGAUUAAAUCUCAAGAACUGUUAGUCUAAUAAAAAACUAAAGAUCUAUAAUCUUUAAUAAAAUAUAAAACGAAACAUUUAGGAUCUACUAAUUUAGGAGAUUCUCCAUAUUUAUAAGGUGAAUACAUAUUACCAUUAGAAUUAAGAUUAAAAUGGAAUCUCAAAGAAUUUAAUUCUUUAUACAGAAUAAAUUAAAUAAAAGAAACUUAUAAUUAUAUGUUAAAAAUGUUGUAUAAUUAUCAAGAAGCUAAUAAAUAUCAAAUUUAUCAAUAACAAUUAUAAAUUAAUAAUAAAAUGAUGUUAUAAUAAAAAAUAAAAUCUGGUAGUUAAUUAGAUUUAUAUUUUUCUGAUGAUUCACAUGAACAUCCUGAAUUACCUAAAUUAUAUUUAACUCAACUUUAAAUUAAACCAGAUCCUCCUCCAAACACUCCUUUUCCUAAAAAUUCAAAAGUUGAUAAAAAAGCUGAUAUUAAUUUUUAAGUUUUAUCUUCAAUUUUACGAAAGAAUGAUUCUGAAUAGGAUAAUUUAAGUAUUGAAAAAAAGAUAAGAAUGUCUGUUCAUCUAUCUCCUAAAGGGAAAAUAAAAAAAUUAAAUUAAAAAGUCAAAGAUUCAGGAAGAGAUUAUUAAAAAGAAAAAGAGAGAGACUAAAAUAAAGAAAAAGAAUCUUAUGAUGAAAGUUUAAAAUAAAAGUCUGAUGAUUAAAUUUAAUAUGAAAGAUUUGAUUAAUUUAUAAAAGGUGCUCAUAAAAAAAUUGUUUAAUUAAAUAAAUAAUUAAAUGAAUUAUAUUAUCCACCAUUUGAAAAGGAAUAAAAAUUACUUGAACAGGAAAGGAGAAAGUAAAGACAAAAACCGGAUCUUUAAGUAACUACAAACUAAAAGACUGGAAUCUAAUUAAUUAAAUUUAGUCAUAGAGCAACAGAUGAAGAAAAAAGAAGUAUUAUAUUUAAAUUAAAUAGAAUUUUUGAUGAAUUAUAGUUUUGAAGAAGUAGCCUUAAAAUAAAGUUAAAGUUUAAGAGAAAUAUCUGCAAAACAUGUUGAUAAAUCAUUAACCCCAUUUAAAGAUUAUUUAAAAGAAACAAGAAACAUUAAAUUAAAUAAUCCAAUAAAGGCUAAAGUAAAACUAUGUAAAAUGUAUUACCUAUUUUACAGCUGUAUUGAAAUAAAAUGAUAACAUAUCUGAUAUUUUGGAUACAAAUUAAACUAUGGAGGAUUAAAUAAAAGAAGAAAUUUUGGGUCUUAAUUUAAUUAAAAGAAAUCAUCGAUCUAAAAUUAAGGGUGAUUUAUGUAAACUUAAUUAUAUAAUUAUUUUAGAAUACAUAUUAAAUGCUGAUUUAAAAGGAUUUACAUAAAAAGAUAGUUUUGCAGUAGCUAUUACAGAUUCUUAGAAGAAAAGAUCAUUAUCACCAUUAAAACAUUAUUUGAUAACAAAAAAAAAAUCUUAACUGUAACUAAAUUGA